AGCUAACUAAGGUAGCUUCUUCUUGAGGCUAAUUUAUACAAUCUAAGAAUAAAUUAACAGAGGCGCAAAAAAGGGUUUUCCAUCUUUAAAAGACGAACCAUAUUCUUCUUCCCCUAUUUGCACAUCGCAUUUGUUCAUUCUGAAUCUCUCUUACAGAGGUAUACAAAGAACUGAGAGAUUACGAAAGAGAGAAAGAAUGUUCCAUUCAAAGAAAGCAGCAGCCGCUUCGACUACUGCUAUGAAUUCACUUCACCAUAAUCAUCAUCAACAUCAUGAAAGGUCAAACAUGUGCGGGGUUGGUGCUAAUAACCAUAAUACUGCUGGUGCUGGUACCAUACAAGGCGACUCGGGCCUUGUGCUUACCACAGAUCCCAAACCACGACUCAGGUGGACAGUGGAACUCCAUGAGCGCUUUGUUGAUGCUGUCGCUCAGCUUGGUGGCCCUGACAAGGCAACGCCGAAGACAAUCAUGAGAGUCAUGGGUGUAAAGGGUCUCACUCUUUAUCAUCUUAAGAGCCAUCUUCAGAAAUUCAGGCUAGGAAAGCAGCCUCACAAGGAAUUUAAUGAUCACUCCAUAAAAGACAGCGAAAGAGCUUCGGCGUUAGAACUUCAAAGAAAUAGUACCGCAUCCUCUUCUGGAAUGAUGGGCCGAAGUAUGAAUGAGAUGCAGAUUGAGGUACAGAGAAGACUUCAUGAACAACUGGAGGUACAACGGCAUCUGCAGUUAAGAAUAGAGGCGCAAGGAAAAUACAUGCAGACAAUACUGGAGAAAGCUUGUCAAACCCUAGCUGGAGAUCAAAGCAUGGCUACUGCUGCAGGUUAUAAUAAUGGUAACAAGGUGGUUGGAGGCAUGGGAAUGAAUAUGAAUAUGAGUAUGAGUAUGAAUAUCAGUGCAAGCAGUAGCAGUACUAGUCAUCUUGAUCAAGCAGCAGCAGGCCAUAGAGGGGGAGUGAUGCUGCUUCCAGGAGAUCACGUGCCAUCGGCUAUCAAGGACUUUGGGUCCCUCAACUUUCCAUCGUUCCAAGAUCUCAACCUCUAUGGCACUUCACAAUCUCCAUCACCGCCAGCCGUAGCAGCAGCAGGUACUGCUGCGGCGAGAAAGAGCCCCUUAGUCUGGUCGGAUGAUGAACUCCACCUCCAAGACGAUCAUCAUCGCCAAACUGAGCAUCAUCAUAUUGGGGUACUAUCUAGCAACACCUCUGAAGCAGGAGAUGGGUGUGAUCUUGAUUCUACUAUCCCCAGCCAUAUUUAUGAAACAAAGCCUUUAACGUUAGCAAGCAGUCAUAAUAUCGAUCAUCAUCACCAUCAUCAUCUUGGUUUAGGGUCGGUAGAUCAUCAGAAGAAAAUGGAUAGAACAUCACCAAGAAGACCACCACUGUCAUCCAAUAGUUCUAUGGAUAACAUGAGGGCCACCCUCUCUACUGCUACUAAUAACAGCACUUCCAAUAUGUCUCCACAAGGAAGAAGCUCUUCGUUCAGCUAGCUCCUAAUAUAAAUAUGGAUAUAUGUGUGUUAUAUUUAUAUCUUUUAAAUUCAGACAGUUACAUGUAUAAAUGCUAUUUGCCCUUCAUAAUUUAUUUCAAUAUAUUAUAGAAUUAGUUGGUCCUA
Molecule: messenger RNA, 1608 nt
Organism: Lactuca sativa (garden lettuce)
Lineage: Eukaryota; Viridiplantae; Streptophyta; Magnoliopsida; Asterales; Asteraceae
Gene: APL
Product: Homeodomain-like superfamily protein
Molecular function (GO): DNA-binding transcription factor activity; DNA binding
Source: RefSeq, a predicted model, not a curated record